Molecule: messenger RNA, 2108 nt
Organism: Mangifera indica (mango)
Lineage: Eukaryota; Viridiplantae; Streptophyta; Magnoliopsida; Sapindales; Anacardiaceae
Exons: 3
Coding region: 805-1968 (387 amino acids)
Source: RefSeq, a predicted model, not a curated record
ACUCUCCGAAACAUCCCCUGGCUAAGGCCAAAAACGACGCACAAUCAAGGCUCUCGAUUCCGUUGUACUACUUUUGAACCAUUUUUACUUGCUCUCUCUCUCCCCUCCUUUCUCGUUCAUUUUCCGUCACCGCUCCGGCGAAAACUCGCCGGGCGUUAAAACUCUUGUCCGGAAAAAAUGAAGGCUUCAACGACCAGUCGUUGUUCGAUUGCGAAAGCCAAAACUUUACGUUCUUGUGUCGUCACGUAUUUCGGUAACUUUAACCUCAUUUGGAAACCCUAAGCAAAAGCGACUUUACUUGGCAGAGUUUCGAAGUUAUUCCACGCUUUGUCCAGCAAAUCAGAGGCAUAUUUUUAUAGAAUAAUCGCAGAUUAAAGGUGCUUAUUUUAGCUUAAGACUCUGGAAUUUUGGGCAAAUACAAGAAACUUUGGGUUUCUGUGUCGAUUCGGUUCGCUGAUCUGGUUAACAGAGAGAGAUAGAUUGUUUCGAUGGAUGUGUAGAGGGUAGAAGCCCAACUUUUUUUUGUCGGUUUACUAAUUUUUUAACUGACCUGUAGUUUUCUUUAAAGCUUUAUAGCCUUUCAUCGUUCUUAUAAUUUGGGAUUAAAGGUGAAGAAUUUAGGAGGAUCAGUGUAGAGGAGUUUGGAGAUAUUGUUUGAUUGUGUAAUGUUGGUUUUAUGAACUAACUAGGAUAUUGUUAACUCAAGAAACAAAAGUAGGUUUUGAGAAAAUGGAGAGAUUUUUAUGAUUUUUUUUUAAGAUCGGUCAUAGUAUUUCUUGAUCGACGGUGAUCAUUCCUUUUCCGAUGAAGAUCCAACCAAUCGAUUCUCACACAGCGGAAGAAUCGGUUCAUUCGGAACCAGUAAAGCCGGUAGUGAAAUCGCGACUAAAGCGGCUGUUUGAGCGACAGUUUUUGAGAAAUUCAGCCGCAGAAAAGGCCGGCGUUGUCGUCAUCGAGGAGCAGCCACUACAUUUCAGCAAGGACAGCAGCUUCAAUGGUGGCGGUCCGGCUGAUUUCGAACCUAGCUCAGUCUGCUUGGCGAAAAUGGUCCAGAACUUCAUCGAGGAGAACAACGAGAAGCAACAAUCCGGUCCAGUCAGGUGUGGCCGCAGCCGUUGCAAUUGCUUCAAUGGCAGCUGUAACGACGGCUCCGAAGACGAAUUGGACUCUUAUUUUGGCGACUCCAACCUCGCUUCCUCCGGCGAAGCGUUUGAAAUUCUCAAGAGCUUGGUGCUUUGUGCGAGCGUUUCGGAAAGGAAUUUACUUGCAGACACGGCAAAGAUUGUAGAGAAGAAUAAAAGGAAAGACGAUAAUUGCAGGAGUAUUGUGACUGAUGGAUUGUUGGCACUCGGAUACGACGCCUCUAUCUGUAAAUCUCAUUGGGAAAAAUCCCCCUCUUGUCCCGCUGGUGCUUAUGAAUACAUAGAUGUGAUAAUUCAAGGUGAAAGAUUGAUUAUCGACAUUGAUUUCAGAUCAGAAUUCGAAAUCGCUAGAUCAACAAAGACUUAUAAAUCAAUUCUCCAAACACUGCCUUGUAUCUUUGUGGGUAAAGCGGAUCGUCUUCAGAAGAUUAUAAGCAUCAUAUCGGAGGCGGCCAAACAGAGCCUUAAGAAGAAAGGAAUGCAUAUUCCUCCAUGGAGAAAAGCCGAUUAUAUCAAAGCCAAGUGGCUGUCUCCUCACCCGCGAUCCCAUGCCAAAAUUGAGACGAAUCAGCCUCUGGGCUUAUCUGAAGGCGAGUUCAAGGUGAGUUGUGGGGAGAACAAUAACAACGACAGUAACUCGGUGGAUGAUGCUGAAUUGGGAGAGUCUAUGUUUGUUUUGUCUGGGAGUUCAGAGGAGGAGAAGAAAGUGGAAGUGAAAGCGGGGGUGAAAGAUUGGAAACCACCUGAAGUUAAGCCCAAUAGUUUGCAGAUUGGAGCUAGAAUUGUGACUGGUUUGGCCUCGGUCAUUGAAGAUCAUCAGCCAUGAAAAUUUUGGUUUUUUUUUCUAAAUAAUCUUCUAGAGAAAAAGCUUAUAUGGGUUUCGUCAUAUACUACCUUAUAAAUCCCCUUCGGGUUUUUAUGUAAGGGUGUUUUACAAAUAUCAUCAAUAAAAUCCUUGUAUGAAUA